Dendronephthya gigantea is the source of this 1025-nucleotide messenger RNA. Its product is annotated as carbohydrate sulfotransferase 14-like. Bases 20 to 1012 code for a protein of 330 amino acids. NCBI's taxonomy places the organism in Eukaryota, Metazoa, Cnidaria, Anthozoa, Malacalcyonacea, Nephtheidae. The record is from RefSeq and is a predicted model, not a curated record. Gene Ontology annotation, molecular function: sulfotransferase activity. The transcript has 3 exons. Gene Ontology annotation, cellular component: membrane. Gene Ontology annotation, biological process: carbohydrate biosynthetic process.
UGCGCGUCCAUGAUCGAGAAUGACAACAAAGCAAACUAUACUUUUACGUGUCUUGCUUUUGACUGUAUUUGGUCUUUUGGGGUUUAUUAUUGGUUUAAAUUACGGAUGUAGUUACUUAGUACUUAUACCAAGAGACGAAAAUAUCCUUCCUAGCCAGGCAGAUGAAAUCAGUUCUGUAGAUAUAUCUAUCGAAAGAGCAAAGUUUCAGAGAAAUGAACGAGUGUUUACUUUGCGGAAAUGCUGUAAAGAAUAUGGUUUUGAUGAAUUUCCAGAAGAACGGUCUGCACAGCUCUUGAGGAAUGUCAUAGUGGACAGGAAGAAUCGCUUUCUUUACUGCUACGUGCCAAAAGCUGCAUCUUCGAAUAUGAGACGGUUGGUAUUAGCAUUGCAAGGAAGAGUGGAGAACCCAGAUGCUAUCGAAGAGUUUGACCGCCGAGGAUUUGAAUUUCUCGGUGAUUUUAAUGCAUCCCAAAGAAAUGAAAUGAUAAAAACAUACUUCAAAUUUUUGUUCGUACGCCAUCCCCUAGAGCGACUUGUCUCAGCUUAUAGACAUCGUGUGGUUGGAAAACGAACUGACCUGCAUAGGAGGUACGGCAUAUACAUCGUGAAAAAAUACCGUGGCCUUAAUUCAUCUGAACCAGUAAAAGGUGAUGAUGUCACAUUUCGAGAGUUCAUUAAAUACCUCUUGGAUACAAAAACUGACAACAUGAAUGGACACUGGAAACCCAUUUUUAAUAUCUGUCAUCCGUGUUUGAUUCCUUAUGAAUUUAUUGGCUCUGUUCAAAACGUAGAUAUUGACGCGAGCGCACUUCUGGAAAAAAUAAAUUCUUCAAGAAAAGUUUCGUUUCCUAAAAGGCAAGAAUAUUACAAUCCCUUGACUAAGCAAGAGGCAUUGUUUUAUUACAGAAACGUAACGUAUCGUGAGAUGCAGCAAUUACGGUGGUUAUAUAGGAAAGAUUUUCAAUGCUUUCUUUUUGGGCGUGAACAUCAAAUUCAAACUCUUCCAAAAUAAUUUUUAGCUAUAU